AUGAGUGUUUCUUUAACAUUAGAUUCUCUCCCAAAUGCUGUUAACAUUGUUAAACCGGACUUUACAAUAGUAACUGAUACAGGAAGCUAUCCGGUUCACUUACUUCUUGCUGUAGCUCAGUCGCCAAAAAUCGCUUCUGCAUACAUGGAAAACAAUGAAAUAAAAGAGUAUAAACUCGAAACUCCGGAUCCAAAUAUGCUAUUUAAACAUAUUGCAGAUUUAAUUCAUGGAAGUACAAUCGAAAUUGACUCUGUUAACGCAUUCUUCUACAAUGUUGUUGCAAUUGAACUUCAAAUUCCACAAUUGCUUCAUGCCUGCAGAAAGUUUUUACCAGAUUUAGGUCAUAAUACAGUUAUUGAAUUUAAUCCACUUCAUCCAUGGAAAGGAAUCAUUUCAUACUUCCACCCAUAUGAAGAUGAAUCAGAACUCCAAAUCGAAGUCUCAUCGAGUUCUGUUUACGGAGAACCAGAAAAUCUUAUUCUUCAAGACAACACUCCUACAUAUUGGGAAAGCGAAAAUCUUCGUGAUUCUUACUGCCUUUUCGAUUUUGUUAACAAAGGAGUUAAACUCAGUGCUUAUGCCCUUAGAUCUUCAAAUAAUAUGACAGAUGAACUUGAUCCAAAGACAUGGCGCGUCGAAGGCUCUCAUAACAAAGAUGAGUGGUUUGUUUUAGACGAGAAAUACGAAGUUAAUGACUUAGUUGGUGCUUCUCUUGAAGGUUUUUACGAAUGUCAAGAAAAAGCCAGUGAUGAUGCUUUCAGAUAUAUCAGAAUCACUCAAACUAGUUGCAACGAGAAAGGAACGUUUGUUUUCAGACUUGCACGCGUCGAAUUCUUCGGAGAAGUUGUUUCUCUCGAAUAA
This is a messenger RNA of Trichomonas vaginalis G3, 861 nucleotides long. Its product is annotated as galactose-binding domain-like family. The record is from RefSeq and is a predicted model, not a curated record. The transcript has a single exon. NCBI's taxonomy places the organism in Eukaryota, Parabasalia, Trichomonadida, Trichomonadidae. Bases 1 to 861 code for a protein of 286 amino acids.